AUGUCAUUCCUUGCCCGUCAAAGGCCGAGUGCUCGGAUUGGUCGAUUCUUUAGCCGACAUGCCAAUUGCUCGAUACCAUGUUCUCCAUACAGCAGUGUUGCGACGUCACGGCCCUUUCGGGUUGCAGUCAUUGGCUCAGGGCCGGCCGGGUUUUAUGCUGCAUACAGGCUGAUGGGAAAGGUACCGGAAGCCGUUAUAGAUAUGUACGAACAGCUACCGGUGCCAUUUGGCCUAGUUCGCUACGGCGUUGCUCCAGACCAUCCAGAGGUCAAGAACUGCCAGGAUAAAUUCACCGAGGUUGCGGCAUCUCCACGGUUCAAUUUCAUCGGCAACAUCGCGCUGGGCAGUGGUCUUCCGCUGAGCUCUCUGAAACCACAUUAUGAUGCCAUUCUCUUCUCGUACGGAGCUUCCAAGGACCGCGAGCUAGGACUACCAAACGAGAGGACGCUUUCGGGAAUUUUCUCCGCUAGAGCAUUUGUUGGAUGGUAUAACGGGUUGCCAGAAUAUAAGAACCUGCUGCCCGACCUAGCUAGCGGAGAGGAUGCGGUUAUAAUUGGACAGGGUAAUGUAGCUCUUGAUGUUGCGAGAGUGUUGCUAUCUGAUGUGGAUGCCCUACGGAAAACAGACAUGUCUGAACAUGCACUUGAAGAACUGUCAAAAAGCAGAGUGAAGAGGGUGAGAGUGGUUGGCCGUCGUGGACCUAUGCAGGCCGCUUUCACUAUUAAAGAGGUCCGGGAACUCAUGCAAUUACCUUCAACCGGCUUUGAACCUAUACCCAGUGCCUUACUUCCCCCCGAUUCAAUAAUAUCUGGGCUCCCAAGAGCGAAUAAACGAAUCACCCAACUCCUUGCCAAAGGCUCGUCCACCAAUCUUGAAAGCUCGACCAAAAAAUGGUCUCUUGAUUUCCUUCUUUCUCCUCGCUCAUUCCACUCCUCACCCGAAGAUCCUGGCAGUUUGUCACAUAUUACUUUCACUCGCAACCAGCUUGACCCUGCCGACCCUUAUUCUCCCUCAGCAUCCGUCUCACCCCUUUUGGCGGAUGAUGGAAAGACAGCCCAUAUAAAUAUACCGGCGAACCUAUGCUUUAGGAGUAUAGGGUACAAAUCAUGUCCGCUCCCGGGACUCGACGAACUUGCUGUUCCGUUUGAUGCUUCUCGUGGCUUGAUACCCAAUGAUGGCCAGGGAAGAGUUUUAAAUACUAUGCCUUCAUCCGGCGAUGGGGACAGUCUCCCUGCCCACGUACCUGGUGUGUACUGCGCAGGAUGGGUCAAGCGAGGCCCCACUGGAGUUAUUGCUUCAACGAUGACGGAUGCAUUUGCGACAGCGGAUGCUAUUGCGGCGGACUGGGGAGUACAUCGUGAUCGAGGAGGUGAUAAGAUGGAGUUUCUCAAUUCAAGAUCCGGACAUGAGAGUACGGGCCUUGGGUGGGAUGGCGUUCGCCCCGAUACCGAGAAGAGAGGUCUACGACCAACUAGCUGGACGGAUUGGGAGGAGAUAGAUCGGAUAGAAAAAGAGCGUGGGCAGGCCAAGGGUAAGCCUAGAGAGAAGUUUGCACUGGUCGACGACAUGCUUGGAGUUUUGGCAUAG
This is a messenger RNA of Nannizzia gypsea CBS 118893, 1587 nucleotides long. Its product is annotated as NADPH:adrenodoxin oxidoreductase. Bases 1 to 1587 code for a protein of 528 amino acids. Gene Ontology annotation, biological process: ubiquinone biosynthetic process. The transcript has 3 exons. Gene Ontology annotation, cellular component: mitochondrion. Lineage: Eukaryota; Fungi; Ascomycota; Eurotiomycetes; Onygenales; Arthrodermataceae. The record is from RefSeq and is a predicted model, not a curated record.